UAAAAAGAAAAAUAAGUCAAUCUCCACAAACAGCCCUUUUAUUUUGUUAGCUUGGAUCUUAAGAGUCCUCAUUUUGUAGUUCAUUUCUAAUCAAAGAGAGGAACAGAAAAAGAGAAAGAGAAAUGGGAGAUCAACUGGCGAGAGGAGAAGAAUUCGAGAAAAAGGCAGAGAAAAAGCUAAGCGGCUGGGGUUUGUUUGGCUCCAAACAUGAAGACGCCGCCGAGCUCUUUGAUAAAGCUGCCAAUUGCUUCAAGCUCGCCAAAUCCUGGGACAAAGCUGGAUCAACUUAUGUAAAGUUAGCAAAUUGUAUUUUGAAAUUAGACAGCAAACAUGAAGCUGCUCAAGCUUAUGUUGAUGCUGCUCAUUGCUAUAAGAAAACAAACGCUAAGGAGGCUAUAUCUUGCUUGGAACAGGCAGUGAACAUGUUUUGUGAUAUCGGAAGGCUCAGCAUGGCUGCAAGGUAUUAUAAGGAAAUUGCUGAAUUAUAUGAAUCUGAACAGAACAUCGAGCAGGCCAUUGAUUUUUAUGAAAAGGCUGCUGAUUUCUUCCAAAAUGAGGAUGUAUUGACUUCUGCCAACCAGUGCAAGCAGAAAGUUGCACAAUUUGCUGCUCAGAUAGAACAAUACCAGAAAGCGAUUGAGAUCUAUGAAGAUGUUGCACAUCAGUCACUUACCAAUAACUUGUUGAAGUAUGGAGUUAAAGGACAUCUUCUUAAUGCUGGCAUUUGUCAACUUUGCAAAGGUGAUGUUGUUGCAAUCACUAACGCGUUAGAACGAUAUCAGGAAAUGGAUCCAACUUUUUCUGGAACACGAGAGUACAAACUAUUAGCUGAAAUUGCUUCUGCCGUUGAUGAGGAAAAUGUCACAAAGUUUACAGAUGUUGUCAAGGAAUUUGAUAGCAUGACUCCCUUGGAUUCUUGGAAGACAACCCUUUUACUUCGAGUGAAGGAAAAACUGAAAGCUAAAGAAAUGGAAGAAGACGAUCUUACCUAAAAGAGGUUCAUGUCAUAACAGUUUCUUGUUUUGGGUUUCUUUUAAUGAUGACUGCUCUUGUUAUGGGGUCCUUGUCUAGUUAUACUCUUUAUACACCCAUGCGACAGUCGGUUUAUAAGAUGUUUUACUUGUUUGACUUUAAAUUUGAGAACACUAUCAUACUGGUGAUGGGGUGAAGAUGAGGCUUGUAAUUGAAAUACUGCCUUGUUUU
Messenger RNA from Hibiscus syriacus, 1203 nucleotides. RefSeq names its product alpha-soluble NSF attachment protein-like. The coding region runs from base 123 to 992 and encodes 289 amino acids. The record is from RefSeq and is a predicted model, not a curated record. Gene Ontology annotation, molecular function: soluble NSF attachment protein activity; syntaxin binding. Gene Ontology annotation, cellular component: SNARE complex; vacuolar membrane. The transcript is spliced from 9 exons. Gene Ontology annotation, biological process: intracellular protein transport; SNARE complex disassembly. NCBI's taxonomy places the organism in Eukaryota, Viridiplantae, Streptophyta, Magnoliopsida, Malvales, Malvaceae.